This is a messenger RNA of Ceratina calcarata, 1964 nucleotides long. RefSeq lists its product as uncharacterized. The transcript has 3 exons. The record is from RefSeq and is a predicted model, not a curated record. The coding region runs from base 1 to 1458 and encodes 485 amino acids. Lineage: Eukaryota; Metazoa; Arthropoda; Insecta; Hymenoptera; Apidae.
AUGUCUUCUUCCUCGUCUGAGAAGAUACCUAAGAGACGGUUCUUUAAACAUAAAGGAAUUGUGGUUUCGUGCAGUACACCGGUAAGAAAAGGAGUUCUACUUCCAUGUAAUACAAGUAUUUCGGAGAUUAAAACAAGUUCAUCUGAGGGUAUAAAAAGGCAGAGAAAACAACGAAAAGAAAAGACAAAGCCGAAAGGUAAAAAAGAGUUGAAGAGAAAGAGGAAGAUAUCUUUGCGGAAAGAAAUUAGCAAGGAAUGGGAAACUACCACAGAAACUUUACAAAAAUCUUUGAUAAAGAAGUCUAUAUCUAUAUCAAAGAACGAUGCUGUCUUAGGAGUUGCAAGAUCUUCAAAAAAUAUUCAACAAUCUCCGCAGUUACCCGAGAGCGAUGUUAUUUUUAUCGAUCUGCGAUCCCCAGAAGAAGCUCAAAGGGGUACUAAUUUCAUUGAAGAUCGGGCAGCAUCACCGAUUCUUGGAUCAGCAAGACGAAGGAGUACAAAACGCAGAGUGAGUCCAAAAAGACUUAGUUUUGGAGUCGAAGAAAAAACAGUAUCAGCGAAAAGACAGAAAAGGUCUUUAGAGAUAGAAAGAGGAAGUACUGAAAAAACCUUACAAAAAUCAUCGAGAAGGGAAUCCAUUUCUAAAUCAAAGAACGAUGCUGUCUUUGGAGAUGCAAGAUCUUCAAAAAAUAUUCAACAAUCUCCGCAGUUACCCGAGAGCGAUGAUAUUUUUAUCGAUCUGCGAUCUCCGGAAGAAAUUCGAAGAGCUACUCUUUUCUUUCAUGAUCGUUUGGAAUCACCAAUUCGCGGAUUAGGAACGCGAAGAAGUGAAACUCCAAAGAGAAUUAGCUUGAGAGAGGAAUAUAUACCACUACCUGCAGAAAGUUUGUUACCUCGAUUAAUCGAUAAUGAUGAGGUGGAGUCACCACCGUUAGUACUAAGAAGAGAAAAUACGGUCAGAACGUAUCCGUGUACCAAAAAGUCGGAGCGAUACACUAUAAAUGUGAGAAGCUACGAUCCAAUUGCCGAUCCGAAUUUGUACAGAUGGGUUCCAUCAGGUCAUAAUGAUUUUCUGUGGCAUGAAUUUGUUAGAGGAUUGAGCUACGACGAAGUUAAGAAAUAUCUUCGACCGGCGGACGAUGAAAAUCAGGCAACGAACUCGGAAAUUUCAAAUUCCGAGAAUGCAAAGUUUAAAACAAUGGUUGAAAAAUACGGUAGAAAUAUGAAUGUCAACGUGGGAACAUUAAAUAUGUCUACCGGAAAAUGGAAGCGGAAGUAUGUAUAUAUUACUUCCGAAGACGAUGAAAAUUUUAACGUCGCAAUUAAAAAGAGAACACGUCAUGAUGGCAGAAGAGAGAACAACGGAAGAAAAAAAUUGAAAGCAAUAAAAAAAAGACCUGUAAUUACGUCAAUUCAAAAAGUGAACGACUUAAAUUUGAAUGUACUUUACAAAAAGUAGUCGAAAUUCAUUAUUUAUUCGUUACUUAUUAUUUAAAUUAUUUAUUUUGUAUUCUCAUGGGUACAAAAUUCAAUAUGGAAUGAUAUUUUGUACUUUACUAUAUUAGAUUUGUACGCUGUUCUAGAGUUCGAAAUUUUUGUAAAACGCAAUCUUUUUCGGGGUAUGCAAUCAAAGUUUCACUAGGACGUAAAACUGUAUGUUCAACUUGAAGAAGUGUAUGAAGAAAUGGAUAUUAUAUGUAAAAUAUUCAAACUUAUAUUUAAGAAUUAUUUUUCACUGAAUCUUUCCCACUAUUUUUGUUAUUUGUUUUGAAGGUGUUCUAAUUUCAGCGAGCUAUAGGUCUUGUGUAGGUAAACUUAAAGAUAAACGACUCAAUUCAACUCUAAUUCUUUCCCCAUUUUUUAUAACUUUAGCUAAUUGAAUGUGAUGCAUCUAUUUAAUGAACAUAACUAACGACUAAUUGCUUUGUUUUCUCUGAUUUGUAAUCAGUUUCUUAGUUGCUCUUG